Messenger RNA from Ilex paraguariensis (yerba mate), 268 nucleotides. The record is from the annotation of a GenBank genome assembly. Lineage: Eukaryota; Viridiplantae; Streptophyta; Magnoliopsida; Aquifoliales; Aquifoliaceae.
AAGGCACCACCAAGCUCCAGCGACCAGAGAUCUUCGACUGCUAUCAGCCACUGCGAUCAUGUUCUUCGAUUGCGAUCUUGUUCUCGGACAUCAUUUGUCAUAUAGCAAUGUAGCAAUUUAUCACUUUCGGAUGGAAUGUGCACUGAUUCGUUCUAUUCGAGUUAGGUCUCGCACCACUAAGAGUUUGAGCUCCGCCAUGGCUAGUGGUGGACCUGGUGGUUAUGGUGGUGGACUUUGCACAAUUGAAAUAGAGAGAGAGAACGCGUAA